UCGCCGUCUGGCGGACAUCAAUGCUUACUACAUGCAGAAACCGCUAGACCCUGACGUCAUCACGCUGCGCUUCAGCACACGCUCCAAAUGACAUAUUGUUUACGUUGAGUUCUCUGCUCCGUUGUCCCAUCAAACGUGUGUUUUUUCGCCACCAAUUCCACAUGGAUCGCUUUGAAAAUGAGCAGGACAAAGACACGUCUUAUUUCCUCUGUCCCCGAGGACAUGGAUUCGUCGCAAUUGACCGUUGUGAAUAGAAACUCGGUGUGCUCGUUCUCCAGGAUGACUGCUCACUCAACGCCUUUAAAGAGAAGAAAUGUAGAUCGAGGAUUCGGCCUGGAGCUGAUCCAAACCAGCGGAGACAACAAGAAGAACUGCAGACAGCAAUGCACGUUACCUAUUUCUUUCAUAGGUGUACAAAACGUUACUUUCACUGAUUUUGUGCCAUUGUAAAUCAUUUUCAUCUUUCUUGCCCAUUUUGUUUUAUUGUGUGGGAGGGUUUUUUUCUACUUUGUAUGUUUUCAUGAAUACAUUUACCGAAACGCAGUCAAAUAUACGGAUUUUUCUCUUCUAGCUAGCUGUACCGAACUUGGACUGAUUAAACUGUAUUUUUGCCACCUCUAACUCUGACUCUGCUCCUGUGCCCACUACACUACCACCUCCUGACAGUUUGGGUUUAUUUUUACGGAUAUAUCGACUCUGGCACUGCUUUACAGGAUGGACAGGUUAGGGUAUAAACUAAGCUUUAAGAAAAAGAAUUAAAAUUAUAAAACGAACAUUAUAUAAUAUGCCCAACAGAACAUGAACAGACAGAGAGAGAGAGAAAAAGUGAACACUGAAGAGUUGAUUUAGAUGCAGAGCGACAUGGCAUCAGAGUUAUAACUUGUGUUUACUGUUUUAUUUUGGUAAUGUUUGAGUUUCCGGUUGUUCACUGCUUUGUCCUCUCAUUCCAGGUGUCUUUACUUCCCUCUCUCUCCUAAUACAUGAAUCUAAGGGAUUCUGUCAAAUGUCGCCGUCUGGCGGACAUCAAUGCUUACUACAUGCAGAAACCGCUAGACCCUGACGUCAUCACGCUGCGCUUCAGCACACGCUCCAAAUGACAUAUUGUUUACGUGGAGUUCUCUGCUCCGUUGUCCCAUCAAACGUGUGUUUUUUCGCCACCAAUUCCACAUGGAUCGCUUUGAAAAUGAGCAGGACAAAGACACGUCUUAUUUCCUCUGUCCCCGAGGACAUGGAUUCGUCGCAAUUGACCGUUGUGAAUAGAAACUCGGUGUGCUCGUUCUCCAGGAUGACUGCUCACUCAACGCCUUUAAAGAGAAGAAAUGUAGAUCGAGGAUUCGGCCUGGAGCUGAUCCAAAUCAGCGGAGACAACAAGAAGAGCUGCAGACAGCAAUGUCACAUAAGGUUGGAGGUGGGCAUAUCUAGUCCUGCACAACAAAACUGGAUGGAUCACAUCAGAGGGAACAGGAAACAGAGCGAUGUUACACGGUCUGGAGUCGGAAGUGUUGCAGGUGUUGUUGAACCCGGUUGCGGCACUUCAAAGAUGUCUGCCGGCAAGGAGACGCUUUAUGCUUCUUUAUCAAAUCUUCUUUAUCAACGGAAAAAAAGAUUGAAGGAGCGUUCAUGCAGGGUUUGGGUCUCUACACUCUACGUACGCUAUCUACUCUUCAAAGAUGAUCACACAUGGAUGCACCACGGGGUCGCAGUCCCAUCCGUCGGAGAUGAAGCCUGCAAGAGCGACAGGAAAGGCUGCUGAUCAGAUGUUUGCCAGGCAGAGGAUGGGAGAAAGAAAGCCAAAUUCAGGAUUUCAGUAAUCAAGUAAUCAGUUAAUAUGUGUUUUUUAUGGUGUCUUAUUUUAAAUGUCUGACAUCCAGUGUCCAAGGCACAAUUGAUACUUCUCCUGACAUCCAUCACGAUGUCCGUCCCAAUGUUCUGCAAAACAAAACACAAUUCUCUUUUCUCUUUUCUAUUCAAAUACAAGAUGUAUCUGUAUUAUAUCUCAUUUUAUAUAUUUAAUAAUAUGCAUGUAAAACAUGUCUUAUCCUAUUCUAAUGGCUGUUUGAAGGCAACUGGACUUCUUGCUUGAAGCUUGAAGAUGUUUCACCUCUCAUCUGAGAAACAUCUUCAGUUCUGGAGACUGGUUAGACAGUCCAGGCUUUUAAACUCCUCCCUAUCUCACCUAGUGGGUGCUACCUCUGGGAGCAAUAGAUACCACUGAGUGGAACGUUCACGGCUUGAGUGGCUCCUGCUGGGCUGUCUCAAGUGGAGUCGUUAGCACCUGAGGAUACUCAGGUGAGCGCAGAAACUAAGCAUCACGUGAGUCGUUACAGUCACGUGAGCCCAGAUGUGAAUGUGUUAGUCGUUUGGGGAGGGAUCUCAAAAACUGCGUCAUAGAUAGGUGGCAGCUGGUGUCUUAGACCGCCCCCUGUAUUCAGUGAUGGAUGUUCUAGUUUGACAUGGAUGGCCUCCUUAACUCUUCUCUCAAACCAUCUAUGUUCCCGGUCCAGAAUGGGGACAUCGCUCUCUUCAGAGGAGUGUCCUCUCUCCUUGAAAUGCAGGUGAACGGCUGAGUUCUGACCGGAGGAGUGAGCUCGUCUGUGCUGGGUCAUGCGUUUGUGGAGCGGCUGUUUAGUCUCCCCUGUGUACAGGUGGGAGCGCCGCUCGCUGACUUAGACCGCACAGACGACAUGGCUUAGUUGGUUUUUGGGAGUUUUGUCUUUGAGGUGUAGCUGUUUCUGUCUCAGAGUGUUACAGGGUCUGAAAUGAACUGGAAUGUUGUGUUUGGAGAAAAUCCUCCUCAGUUUCUCUGACACUCCAACAAGUUGUGGUUUGUGGUGUCCUCCCCGUUGGUGGUGUAGGGUUCUGGUUUGUGUUUGUGGUUUCUGGUUAGUGUGUGUCGGUUUGCGGUUUCUGUCUGUAAAAGCCGUCGUUGUUGUUGAAGUAGGUCGUGGUGAGGCAGAGGUCUAAAAGAGUGCAGAUCUGGUCCGGUGUGAGACUGGUACGGUCGUUGAGGGAGUGUCAGAGAAAGUCUGUGCGGUCAAAGUCAGCCUGCAGUGCUCCCAUCUAUAUAUAGGGGAGACUAAGCAGCCGCUCCACAAACGCAUGGCUCAGCACAGACGAGCUCACUCCUCCGGUCAGAACUCAGCCGCUCACUUGCAUCUCAAGGAGAAAGGACACUCCUUUGAGGACAGUGAUGUCUGCAUUUUGGACCGGGAACAUAGAUGGUUUGAGAGAACAGUUAAGGAGGCCAUCCGUGUCAAAAUAGAACAUCCGUCACUGAAUACAGGGGGCGGUCUACGGCACCAGCUGCCACCUAUCUAUGACGCAGUUUUGAGAUCCCUCCCCAAGCGACUAACACAUUCACAUCUGGGCUCACGUGACUGUAACGACUCACAUGAUGCUUAGUUUCUGCGCUCACCUGAGUAUCCUCAGGCGCUAACGACUCCACUUGAGGCAGCCCAGCAGGAGCCACUCAAGGUGUGAACGUUCCACUCAGUGCUUUCUAUUGCUCCCAGAGGUAGCACCCACUAGGUGAGAUAGGGAGGAGUUUAAAAGUUUGGACUCUAACCAGUCUCCAGAACUGAAGAAGCUUCUCGGAUGAGAGGUCAAACGUCUUCAAGCUUCAAGCAAGAAGUCCAGUUGCCUUCAAUCAACCUUUAGGAUACAAUGACCUGUAACACACACACACACAGUACAUUCAACACACAUGCUUAACUUUAUAGUAAGAAAAUAUAAAACAAACAGAGAGAGAUACAGAACAGCAAAGUCUCUUCAUCACCCUCUUGCUGUCUGUUUAAAGCUACCUCAGACUCUACUAGUUAUCCUGCUAUCUCUUCUCUCUUUCUCUCCUCAGACCCACUCUCAUAUUUAUUAACCUUUAUUAACCUUUAUUACAUGCCAUUAACU
Molecule: messenger RNA, 3903 nt
Organism: Toxotes jaculatrix (banded archerfish)
Lineage: Eukaryota; Metazoa; Chordata; Actinopteri; Toxotidae
Exons: 7
Coding region: 1094-1753 (219 amino acids)
Source: RefSeq, a predicted model, not a curated record